Molecule: messenger RNA, 2120 nt
Organism: Zingiber officinale
Lineage: Eukaryota; Viridiplantae; Streptophyta; Magnoliopsida; Zingiberales; Zingiberaceae
Product: calmodulin calcium-dependent NAD kinase-like
Exons: 8
Coding region: 551-1870 (439 amino acids)
Molecular function (GO): ATP binding; kinase activity
Source: RefSeq, a predicted model, not a curated record
CCACCGCCGGAGGAUGCAGCCGCAGCUGGCGCCGGUGAGGGAUCUGAUGCUGGCGCCGACGCUCGAGCUCACCGACUCUGGGCGCGUCGCGGAUCUCGAACGCUUCUCCCACUAUGUCGAGAAAAAGUAGGUCAAUGAUAUCAGAUGAUGCAAAGUAAGAUCGAUCGGACUCUCAGAGUUCGAUCCGUGAAUGAGGAUUUCAAUUUUGCGUGUUUAGCUCUGUGUCAUACAUCGAGCUAUCCGUUUCUGCGUUUGAACAAACCUGAUUAGGAGGAGAUCAGGGGAAACAGAUCUGCGAUUGACUCGAAGUGAUACUGGCAGUUCAUAAUUGUUGUUGUCUGUAGAGGUGUCGGAUGCAUCCAAGCAUGAUGCGGGUCACGUGCCUGGCACGAUGGUGGGGGAGUUUUCCAGACCCUACUCGAACUGUGUCAUCAGUGGCCAGUGCUAUGAAGCCAUUGUCGUUCUAUUGAUGGUUCUGCGUCGGUGUUGCUUAAUUUAUACCCUUUUUUUUUUGUUUUCUUUUUCUUGAUGGUGCUCUGUAGCAAGGCAGAUGGGGUUUGAGGACAUAAAUGAGUGUCCUCAGCUGUGCAAGUUGGCCUACGACUACUUGAAGAGGACCAAAGGGAGUGAAGACGACAUAUAUUCCUUCUUUGCCAAUGAGCGAGACCCAGACUCCUUGUAUGUGAAGCUUGUGGAGGAACUGGAAACGUGCAUACUUAGUUACUUUGCCUUUCACUGGAAUCAUGCCACUCUUCUUGUUACUCAGAUAUUAAGUGCUUAUAAUGGUGAACCAAAGAAGAAGCUUAAGAAUUUUGUAAUGGAGGCGACAAGGAAACUACGGUUUGAGAGGGUGUCCAAGAGCCUGAAGGUGACGAGAGUUUUUUCCACAUUGGUGGAAGAGAUGAAGGCGAUUGGCUACGAUGAUGACUGCUGCAAUGACACCAUGGUUCCAGCUGCACUCUCUGAUCGAAGCCCAGUUCUUCUGCUGAUGGGUGGUGGUAUGGGAGCUGGCAAGAGCACUGUGCUCAAGGAUAUACAAAAGGAGGCCUUCUGGUUGGCGGCCAAGGCGAAUGCCGUGGUGGUGGAAGCUGAUGCAUUUAAGGAGACGGACGUUAUUUACCGAGCACUCAGUUCCAGAGGUCAUCACAAUGACAUGCUCCAGACUGCUGAACUGGUCCACCAGUCAUCCACUGAUGCGGCUUCAUCCCUCCUCGUUACAGCACUAAAUGAAGGCCGAGAUGUGAUCAUGGACGGCACUCUCUCAUGGGAGCCAUUUGUUGAACAAACAAUUGCCAUGGCCCGGAAUGUCCACCUUCAACGCUACCGUAUGGGGGUUGGAUACAAGGUUGCUGAGGACGGGACCAUCACAGAGAACUACUGGGAGCCAGUGGAGGACGACGAAGAAAACUGUACUGCAAGAAAGCCUUAUAGGAUUGAGUUGGUUGGAGUUGUGUGCGAUGCUUAUCUAGCUGUAGUUAGAGGAAUCAGGAGAGCUAUAAUCAUGGGGAGAGCAGUGAGGGUGCAGUCCCAAUUGAAGUCCCACCAGAGAUUUGCCAACGCCUUCCCAAAAUAUUGCCAACUUGUCGACAAUGCCAGGCUCUACUCCACGAACGCGAUAGGCUCUCCGAAGUUGAUAGGGUGGAAAGAUGGGAGCAGCAAUUUACUAGUAGAUCGUCACCAUAUCAGUUGUCUAGAAGAUGUAAGCAACCUGAACGACAACGCUGAUUCGAUCUAUGAACUCUACCCCAAGAAGGAUGCUUGUUGCGGAGCAGGUUUAGUGUGGGGUGACAUGGUCUUGUCACCAACAAGAGCAUCAAUCCAGGAAGAACUCAAAGCAACCAUUAAAGCAAUCGAGAGUCGUGCUUUGUGACCUCAAUUCCAAACCAAGAACGGCAUCCUAAGUCUGGGAAAUUGAGUGCAUUUUGUAUCGAAUAAUUACUCAGAAGUGAAAUGGAAAUACAAUUUGCUUGAACUGUAAUAAACUUUAUUGGCUUCAAUUGUUUUGAUAACUUUUGUUUGUUCAAUUGAACAACCAAAUAGAAAGAAAGUGCGAUCAAUAUGAGGAGGUUAUUUUCCUCUUCCAUAACUUCUGUGCUUUAGAAGACUUAAUAUUCAUAUUA